GAAUUAAGAACAUUUGAUUCAAUCAACGCUCCAAACUCAUUCCAUCCCAAUUCUUCAACAUGCCUCAGUACAGCAACGGCCAGUCUGUCCGCUACAAGCCCGUCGGCGGCCCCGACUCCCGCACCUCGGAGAGCGUGGGCACGAUCAAGUCCGUCCUGACGGAGCCCGGUAUGCAGGCCGACCGCAACGUUGAUGCCAGCGAGGAGAAUCCCCGUUACGAGGUCGAGAAUCACAACACGGGCAAGUUGACUAGCAUCUAUGAGAAGAACAUCCUGGGAAGUGCUUAAGAGGUAGGAGUUUAUG
Molecule: messenger RNA, 303 nt
Organism: Aspergillus saccharolyticus JOP 1030-1
Lineage: Eukaryota; Fungi; Ascomycota; Eurotiomycetes; Eurotiales; Aspergillaceae
Product: DUF2945 domain-containing protein
Exons: 3
Coding region: 60-287 (75 amino acids)
Source: RefSeq, a predicted model, not a curated record